AUGAGUAUACUAGUUAUUCUUUCAUGUUUGUUGAUGCUUAUUACCGCAACAAGCUGCAUAAGUUUGCAGCAGCAGGGGCAUAUCAGCAUUAAUCAACAAGUAGCACUGUUUGUUUUUGGUGAUUCACUUUUUGACCCCGGAAAUAACAACUACAUAAAUACUACAACCGGCUACCAAGCAAACUUUGAGCCCUAUGGCUUCUCAUACUUCAGUCCCCCAAGUGGCCGAUUUUCCAAUGGCCGUCUUAUCUCUGAUUUCAUCGCCGAGUAUGCAGGCCUUCCUCUCAUUUCAGCUUAUUUCGAAUUCCAACUAGGCAAGAAUAAUACUAAUAGUUUUGUCAACGGAGCAAAUUUUGCAUCCGGUGGAGCUGGUGCAUUAAUGGAAACACAUGCUGGAUUUGUAAUCGACCUUAAGACACAGCUGCAGUAUUUUCACGAUUUACGGAAACAUUUUAGGCGGAGUUUAGGUGCUGUGAAAACUAAACAGCUGCUCUCCGAUGCGGUUUACCUGUUUAGCUGUGGUGCAAAUGACUAUUUGAGUCCUUUGGGUUACAAUGACACUAGUAAUGCUCUAUUUAUGUAUAAUACUACUCGUGUACAGUAUGUUCAAAUGGUGAUUGGAAAUUUGACUCGUGUGUUCAAGGGGAUUUAUAAAAAGGGAGGAAUAAAAGAGUUUGCAAUUUGUGAUAAUGUCAACGACUAUCUAUUCUUCGAUUCUGUUCAUCUCACACAAGUAGCCAAUCACCAAUAUGCAGACAUGUUUUGGAGCGGAGGAGAUUCAAAUCUCACAAUGCCAUACAAUUUGAAGACAUUGUUUCAAGGAAAAUGA
This is a messenger RNA of Erigeron canadensis, 828 nucleotides long. RefSeq names its product GDSL lipase-like. Gene Ontology annotation, molecular function: hydrolase activity, acting on ester bonds. The transcript has 5 exons. The record is from RefSeq and is a predicted model, not a curated record. The coding region runs from base 1 to 828 and encodes 275 amino acids. NCBI's taxonomy places the organism in Eukaryota, Viridiplantae, Streptophyta, Magnoliopsida, Asterales, Asteraceae.